Messenger RNA from Vespa crabro (European hornet), 4773 nucleotides. It is a transcript of the gene Bre1, whose product is annotated as E3 ubiquitin-protein ligase Bre1. The record is from RefSeq and is a predicted model, not a curated record. Gene Ontology annotation, cellular component: HULC complex; nucleus. NCBI's taxonomy places the organism in Eukaryota, Metazoa, Arthropoda, Insecta, Hymenoptera, Vespidae. Gene Ontology annotation, molecular function: metal ion binding; ubiquitin protein ligase activity. Bases 231 to 3125 code for a protein of 964 amino acids. The transcript is spliced from 16 exons.
GCACGAAACGCUGUGCUACAAUGGCGGCUUCCGUUAUAAGCGCUUACUUUCUAUCCACGAAGGAUCCUUCUUAAUAAAAUGUAAAGAACUGUCGAAAUAAUAACGCUUCGACAGAUUUCCGUUUUCUUAAAAUGACAAUAUAGGAUAAAAGCAUAUAAAUAGUUUUUAAAAGAGAUUCUUGGAAGAAUUUAUAUCUGUUUUAAGAGCAAUCAUUAUAACGUUAUUCAAAAAUGUCGAAACGGCCAGCAGAUGGUGGAGAUUCAGGCUCACAGCCACCCAUUAAGAAGGUUCAAUUUGAACCUAUUCUUAUUGGGCCAAUUUCGACUCUUGAGGAAAUGGAUAUGAAGGUUCUUCAGUUUCAAAAUAAAAAAUUGGCACAGAGGUUAGAGCAACGGCAUCGAAUGGAAGCUGAAUUAAGACAACGUAUAGAACAAUUAGAAAAACGACAAAUGCAAGAUGAUGCAGUACUUAAUGUUGUCAAUCGUUAUUGGAAUCAACUUAAUGAAGAUAUACGUGUAUUACUUCAAAGAUUUGACGCAGAGACUGCCGAUGAAUCAGAAAAUAAAAAUGAAAGUGAAGCCACUACUUCUUUUCUUAUGCAAUUAUCUUCCUGGGACAAGGAAGAAUUAGAUGACAAAUUAGCAAAUCGUGUUCAAGUAUCUAAACGUGCUGUUUCCAAAGUUGUACAGGCAUUUGAUCGUUUAUCUCAAAGAAAUGAAAAGAUUACACUUGCACUUAAAGGCGAGUUUGAUGGAGAGGAAGCACCAAAUAUUGAUGAAGUUGUACGCAGAGCUAAUGCUGAAAUACAAAUGGAAAAUAGGAAUCUACAAGCUAUUAAUAUACAACUUCAUGAAAAAUAUCAUACAAUUUCACUUAAAAUGUCAGAAUUGCAAGACACUAUAACAGGUAAAGAUACUUUAGCAGCAGAAUUGAGAAAUCAAGUUGAUGAUCUGCAAUACGAAUUAAAUAAAGUACGUGCGAGAAACGAUAAACUUGAGCAUCAUCUUGGAGAGGCUAUUGAAAAAUUGAAGGCAUUUCAGCAAAUUCAUGGGACAGAUGAAAAAGGUAGCAAUAAGCCGAACACUCUUGUUGCUUCCAGUGUUUCACAAACAAAACUUGAAGAUUUACAAAGGGAACUCGAAGAAACGCGUGAAUUAGCAAACAAUAGGUUACAAGAAUUAGAUAAAUUGCAUCAACAACAUCGUGAUGCUUUGAAAGAAGUAGAAAAAUUGAAGAUGGAUAUACGACAACUGCCAGAAUCAGUAAUUGUAGAAACCACAGAAUAUAAAUGUUUACAGUCACAAUUUUCUGUAUUAUACAAUGAAUCCAUGCAAUUAAAAACUCAAUUGGAUGAUGCUCGUCAACAAUUACAAUCUAGUAAAAAUGCUCAUCUACGACAUAUCGAAAUGAUGGAGAGCGAAGAAUUAAUGGCUCAAAAGAAAUUACGUGGAGAAUGUAUUCAAUUAGAGGAUGUUUUAGCUCAAUUAAGAAAAGAAUAUGAAAUGCUUCGCAUUGAAUUUGAACAAAAUUUAGCAGCAAAUGAACAAACGGGUCCUAUUAAUAGAGAAAUGAGACAUUUAAUAACUUCACUUCAAAAUCAUAAUCAACAAUUAAAAGGUGAAGUACAUCGUUAUAAACGCAAAUACAAAGAAGCUUCUACCGAAAUAUCAAGGUUUAAAAAAGAAGUCGAAGAAUUAACGACGAAGCUUGGCCAACAAACUUUACAAGAAAAUAAAGAAGGUAGUAAUUCGGAUGGCAGUGGAAAAGAGGAAGACGCAUCUAAUUCGCUUCCUGCUUCGACACAGAUAAAAGAAGAAAGUGGAGUGACUAUAAAACGAGAAUCUGGCGUCGAUGAGGAAGUUGAAACUAUUGAAGUAGGAGAAGGAGAUGGCAGUAAAGGUACGCCAGAUUCUGUUACAUUGACAUCACCUACAUUGAAAAAAGAGAAAGAUAUUAAACGGGAAAAAGAUAUAAAAAAGGAAUCUAUUAAAACUGAACAUCGCGAUCCUGUACAUCGUACCAAAGAUACAAAAGUUGCCGAAUCUGAACUCGUCAGAGAUUUGAAAGCACAACUUAAAAAAGCCGUUAAUGAAAUGAAGGAAAUGAAACUUUUGUUAGAUAUGUAUAAAGGAGUCGGAAAAGAGCAACGAGAUAAAGUUCAAUUAAUGGCUGCUGAACGUAAAACACGAGCAGAAUUAGAAGAAUUGCGACAGCAGAUUAAAAAAAUUCAGGAAAGUAAACGUGAAGAACGAAAGAAGUUGGCAGAUGAAGAUGCGCAAAUAAAAAUAAAGAAAUUGGAAGAGCAGGCAUAUACCUUACAAAGACAAGUUGCUUCUCAGAAACAGAAUUGUGUCUGGAUGCAGGAGGAAGAAGCUCUUUUAAACGAAAUGGAAGUAACAGGUCAAGCUUUUGAAGAUAUGCAAGAACAAAAUUCAAGGUUAAUACAACAGUUACGUGAAAAAGAUGAUGCUAAUUUUAAACUUAUGACAGAAAGAAUAAAAAGCAAUCAAUUGCACAAAUUAGCAAGGGAAGAAAAAGAUGUAUUAAAGGAACAAGUAUCUACUUUAACUACACAAGUAGAAGCAGCUAAUGUAGUUGUUCGUAAGUUAGAAGAAAAAGAACGAUUAUUACAAAACUCUCUUGCCACUGUUGAAAAGGAAUUAGCAUUAAGACAACAAGCUAUGGAAAUGCAUAAACGAAAGGCUAUUGAAAGUGCACAGUCUGCGGCAGAUCUUAAACUUCAUCUUGAAAAAUAUCAUUCUCAGAUGAAGGAAGCGCAGCAGGUUGUUGCUGAAAAGACGAGUUCUUUGGAAGCAGAGGCAUAUAAAACAAAAAGAUUACAAGAGGAAAUAGCUCAAUUACGACGUAAAGUAGAAAGAAUGAAAAAGAUAGAAUUGGCAGAAACAUUAGACGAAGUAAUGGCAGAAGAGUUACGGGAAUAUAAAGAAACCCUUACUUGUCCUUCGUGUAAAGUGAAACGCAAAGAUGCUGUAUUAACUAAAUGCUUUCAUGUGUUCUGCUGGGAUUGCUUGCGUACGCGAUAUGAAACGCGACAACGGAAAUGCCCAAAGUGUAAUUGUGCUUUUGGAGCUAACGAUUAUCAUCGAUUAUAUCUUUCCACAUGAAGAAAAAAGUUGUAAAUCUCUCGAAAUAUUAUUUUGUUCUGUAACUUAUUCAUAUUUACAGAUAUAUAUAUGUAUAUAUAUAUGUAUAUAUAUAUAUAUAUAUAUAUAUAUAUAUAUAUAUGUAUGUAUAUGUAUAUGUAUAUAUAUAUACACGCAUUUUUUUAUAUUUUUAUUUAUUAUACUAUAAAUGUGGGACACAGUGCAGAAAUGCGGAUUGCAUUUUUCUUAUUGCAUACAUCUAUACCGAUGGUGAUAAGUCACGUAAACAAGUAUCAUUUUUUUCUUUUUGUCAAACGUGAUAUAUCAUGAAAAAUUGCAUUUCUCCCCUAUCAGCAAUUAUUUAACUACGCAUAAUCUUACCUUAUCUACGAGGAAAAAAGAAAUAAUAAAAAGGAAAAAUCACAGUUUUUCAUCCAUUUUGAUCUCAAAUUAAGGUAAGGAGUAGUGGUUGAUGGAGAGAUAUAUUUUAAAAUUACUUUUUGAGGGCACAAAACAAUUUAAUAUAUGUAUAUGCAUUAAAAAAAAUAUAUAUAUAUGCAAUAUAUAUAUAUGCAUUGAAAAACAUAUAUAUAUAUAUGCAUAAUAUAUAUAUAUAUAUGCAUUAAAAAGUGAAGCACGUUUGGAACAUUAAAAACAUUGUUCUGAAAAUCUGAAGAUUAUAUAUUGUCUUGUUUUAUUUCGAUAUUUGGUAUAUAUACAUUUAUUGAUAUAAUGAUUAAUUAGAUUACUAUAAUUUAUGUAAAUCAAAUUUUAAGAUAAAGCAGCACAGACAGACAUUCUCCGACAAUUUAAUAAGAUAUGUAAUAUAAUAUAAAUAUUAAAUAAUAUUUACAAAAUUUAACUUAUCUAACAAAAACUGCUGUGUAACUACUUCACAAAAGAAAGUGAAUUAUAAAUCUUGUUGUUAUAAAAUUGAACUUGAAACAUUGAAACAUUGAAUUAUAACGGUAUCAUCAUGUAUGAAAUAUUUUUGCUUAGAUAAAAAUUCCUUUUUUUUUUUUAGAUAUUUUAAAAAUUUACAUGCGUUGUAUUAGAUGCAACAAGUUAUAGAUAAUUGUAUAAUUAAUUUAUUGUAUAAAUGUGACGAAGCGCGUAAAAAUGUGAAAUGAAAAAUAUCAUUUAAUAUGACAAAUUAAUCACUUUGGAUAUCUUUAUUUCACAUCAAAGAAUAUUAGAUUAUUUUUUUUUAGUAAUGCCAAUGUAUUUUUUUAUUUUCGUUGAUAAAACUCUAGGUUAUUGAUGUAGUAUCUCUUAACUCGAUGAAAAUGCUUCAAUGAAAAAUAUUUAUUUGGUAUUUAAAUAAGAAAUCUUAUCUCUUCGGCUAGAAAUUAGAUAAAUAUUGAUGUUAAUGUUUGAUAAUCAUUUUUAAUACUUUAUAUAGAACAAGAUUAUGAAACUUAUUUGUAAUAAAAAAAUUAAUUAGCAAGCACACAAUUUUCAUAGAUACUUUUAACUCUAUAUAAAAAAAAAUUUUUAUAAUUUAAGAAUAUAUGAUAGUAUGACAUUUUUCAAAAUACAUAUAUAUAUAUAUUUAUAUAGAUAUAUAAAUGUAUAGAUGUACAUGGGGAUUUCCUGUUGCUAUGUGAGUUUUCUACACAAAAAGUAUAAACUUGCUGAAAUAUAAAGAUUUUAUUCAAUGCCUAUGAAA